Molecule: messenger RNA, 4616 nt
Organism: Sus scrofa (pig)
Lineage: Eukaryota; Metazoa; Chordata; Mammalia; Artiodactyla; Suidae
Source: RefSeq, a predicted model, not a curated record
GAACCCCGGACAGAGAGGAGAACCAAGUACAGCGGGUCAGGAAGCCACUGUGCCCUGGACUCAAGGCAUCUCUGCCUCAGGACUGGCCCAGCCAGAGCGACCUCCCACCCCCCUGGGUCCAGUGGCAGCUGACCAAAUGCCAAAGGCAGCCCCUCCUAGGGAGCUGAAACGUUAGGGGCUCUCAGACAGCUAGGGUUGUCUCGGUUCACUGAGACGGGUGAAAGGGGGCUUCGCCAGCUGUGCAGGUCUGGGUCAGGGCCUAGAGCCUGAGGAUGGGCCCUAGGGGGGCUUGUUUCUGUUCUGGGACCUCCUGCCCAGGGAGGGGCAGAGCCAGGCUCUCCCUGAUGACCCCUGAGUGGGCUCUGGCCAGCGGUGGCAUGACCUUGGUAAGCUCAGAGGAAGCCCAGCAGCCUUUCUCAGCCAAGGGUGCCGGAAGGUCAUGGCCAAAGGCUGGUGAACUGUUGGACACCGUGGCCCCUCCCCCCAUGGCCAGCAGCCACCUGGGGCAUGUCGGGACAGUCCAGGGCUGACCGUCACCCAGGUGAACUGAACCCUGGUGGGUGGUCCUUAACUGGGCUUGGCUCUAUAAAGUCAGCCUUGCUACCAGCAACUCAGGAGGAAAGCUGCAGGCUGGCCCGGCUGAGCAGAAAAUGCACAAAGCUGUGGGGGAAGCUCCUCCUGGGGAUGAAAACUCAAACAAGAUGAACCCUAUUUUUCAGUGAACUUCACUCACCCGAAAGCAGGACUGUAGCAACAUGUCAUUGUGACGUUAUCGUUCGCGGUCACUCUGGGAACAGGGCAAGUGGCAGCUGCGGAUAUUCCAACUCCAGGAAGCAACCAGGUUUGAGGGCAGCACAGCGUCUCUCUGGACACCCCAUUUGUUCUGCUCUCUUUGAGGACAGAGAUGGAGUGCUGGCCCCUGAGCCAGGGAGGGGGAGCCCAACCCAGGGGGCAGGUGGGGUGGUGGCAGUGGUUGCUGGCCGGGGCCCUGGGCCUGUGAAGACCCUACCCCUGUGGCCCAUGUGCCUCUGUUGACCCGUGAUGGAAAACUUCCAGUACAGUGUCCAGCUGAGUGACCAGGACUGGGCUGAAUUUUCGGCCACUGCUGAAGAGUGUGGCCUCCUGCAGGCUGCCCUGGCCUCUGGGGAUGAGCUCUUGUCCAGUGACACUGACCAAAGGGACAAUAGUCCUCCAGGGCCCCCUCCUCUUCUUGAGGGGCAGUUGGCUCCCGGGGGGAGUUGCCAGCCUGGCUUUGAGGAGGAGGGCAAGGCAGCCACUUGGCAGCUGGUCAGCAGGUCUUGGCGCGAGCCUGUCCUGGCCCUGGAGGCUGGUCAGCAGACGCCUAGCACGUCCGCACGGUCAGAUGCUCGGCUGUCCCUCAGCUCUGGGGCUGCCCUUUCUGUCCGGAGCUCGUCCCUCCCAGGGCCAGCGUCUUCCGGAGACGAGAUGCAGAGGCUUCUGCAGGGGUCAGCCCCCCAGGGCCCUGCCCCUAGUCCCACUGGUGAGCCUCCUCAGAGCCCCGAGUCCCCUAGCCGCAGCGCUGCCCCCCAGAGGCCCCCUGGCAGCCCUGGAGCCCCACCACGCAGCCCCAGCCGAAAGAAGAGGCGCGCUGCAGGCACCAAGGCAGGUGGGCGCUCGGGUGCUCCAGGCUCUCUCACCCAGCUGGGUUCCGAGGUGCUCACUGAGGCCAGGCCUGAGGAGGGCCUCAGCCUGGCUGGGUCCAGGGGGAGGGCUCUCCCAGCUGGGGUGGCAAAGCAGAUGGCAGGAGCCAGGCAGAACGAACUGGGGCCAGAGUCGGCAGGAGCCCCUGAGCGGGUGACCAGGCAAGGGCCAGGUGUGGCUCUGUCUAUAUCUGUCCCUACCACUGAGCAAGGUACAGAUCUACUCAGAAUGAUGCCCAUGGCUGAGCCUGUGUCCAUGCUGGACCUGGAGGCGCCUCGAGAUGUCUCAAUGGCCAAGUCAAGGAUGCCUCGAUCAACACCUACCUCCAAGCCUUCAGCUGAGGUUGCUCAGUCUACAUCCGCCUCCAAGCCUCCAGCCGAGGUGCCUCAGUCUACACCCGCCUCCAAGCCUCCGCCCAAGGUGCCUCAGUCUACACCCGCCUCCAAGCCUCCAGCCGAGGUGCCUCAGUCUACACCCGCCUCCAAGCCUCCAGCCGAGGUGCCUCAGGCUACACCCGCCUCCAAGCCUCCGCCCAAGGUGCCUCAGUCUACACCCGCCUCCAAGCCUCCAGCCGAGGUGCCUCAGUCUACACCCGCCUCCAAGCCUCCGCCCGAGGUGCCUCAGUCUACACCCACCUCCAAGCCUCCGCCCGAGGUGCCUCAGUCUACACCCGCCUCCAAGCCUCCGCCCGAGGUGCCUCAGUCUACACCCGCCUCCAAGCCUCAAUUGGAUGUGGACUUGCUUAUGCUGGGCCCAGUGGUCAAGCCAGAGGUGGAUUCAUCUACAGCUGCCUCAAAGGCCACCCCGUGUAGGGCUCUGCCUCACUUUGCUCCAGAGACCAGGUCUGAAGGGGGUGUGUCUACAUCUCCUGUUCCCCAGGAUUGGCCUGAUGAGGUGGAGGCGGAGGCUGCCCCACUGGCCCAGCUGGGUCUGAGCCCUGUUCCACCUCCAGGGGUGCAUGGAGAGAAGCCCAGAGGGGAACCCUCAGAAGGAGCUCCUGGAUACCACACUGGGGAGCCCCUACUAGGCCCCACCCAAGCUUCCAAGAAGAAGAAAGUGAGAUUCUCCAUGGCUGAGCCUGGCCCGGAGAAGCCAGGGACAGGAGCAGCCACAGGCCCGCCCCCCACAACCACCACCCCCAGGAUGGCAGCUGGGGGCCGCAGGGGGUCCGGGGCCUGGGACGCUGUGGCAGUUGGGCCCCGGACCCCUCAGCCUCGGAUCCUGAAGCACCUGCCUCCCCCUGCCCCCUCUGCCUCAGGGGGGCCUGCGCCCAAGAGCUGCUUUGCGGUGACCCUUCCAGAAGCCUAUGAGUUCUUCUUUUGUGACACCAUCGAGGAGGAGGAGGAGGAGGAGGACGAGGAUGCUAAGGAAGAAGCGGAGGCCCGCCAGGCUCUGGCUGAAGUCCGGUGGCCGGAGGUGUGCGAGUUCUUCUUCCAGGACUGCCAAGGCCAGAGGGUGGGGCGCCAGAAGGGCCGCUCCCCAGCCCCGCCCCCACAAGCCAAGCCUGAACCUGUCUCUCCUGGAGACCCCAUGCCCAUCUCUAUCCCGGAGGCCUACGAGCACUUCCUUGGGGAGGACAGGUCAGGGGGUGUGCUGGAGCAGACGGCCCUUCUCCAGGUGCAGGCCAUGGAGCCCCCCAGCUCAGUCCUCUGGGGAGUGGGGACUGGCACCCCACCAGAGCCUAGCCCAGCCACAGCAGAGCAGCUCAACCUGGCCAUCAGGCAAGCAGGGGAACCCCGGGGUCCCCUCACCUCGUUUACCUUCAGCCAGAACGACAUGUGCCUGGUGUUUGUAGCCUUUGCCACCUGGGCUGUGAGAACAUCAGACCUACAUGCCCCAGAUGCCUGGAAAACAGUUUUGCUGGCCAACAUCGGCACCAUCUCUGCCAUCCGAUACUUCCGCCGGCAGGUGAGGCGGGGGCGCGGCAGCCCCAGCCCCAGCCGCAGCCCCAGCCCCUAGGACCCAGGCUUGGCCCAGGAAGACGCACGACAAGGGAAUGCUCACAGGUGCUCAGGGCCCUCAGGCCUUGCCCUUUGACCCUUGUGUUCUUCAGUAUCUAGGAAGGAGCCAGCGUCCUCAGUCCAGGCUCCCUUGGACUCCACUCGAGGGUCCAGCCGGUGGUGGUGGCCGAGGCUAUGCUCCACACCUGGGAGUGAAGAGAUUCUGGAAGGCUGGGUGGGUGGGGGCCAAGCAGGGAGCUGGUUACUGAGGUGGCCAGAUCAGCAACUAAAAACAUAGGGGCGUCCAGUGAAAUUUGAAUCUCAGACACACAGGAUUUGAGAUGUACUUAUGCCAAGAAAUUAGUUGUGGUUUAUCUGAAACCAAAGUUAACUGGCACCCUAGUCCUAUCUGGUUAUCUUGUUGGGGGGAGGGGCACGACAGGGCCUGGGAAAUUAGAUGACUUCAGAGCAGCAGCAAGGCCCCAGCUGGAGGUCUGAGCAGGGGGCAAAGGUAGGGAGGCUGGGUGGCCUUGAGACUAGGAGGCCAUGUCCCAGGGACUCUGCCCUGUUUGUAAGUGGGCUGGGCCAGUGGAGGCCUCUGAGGCUGCCUUGACCCUUGAACCCCAGGGGUGUACAGUCAAGCCUCCUUGGUUCCUGCCCAAGAUGGUGAGCAGGUACCUAAGGUGCCCUGUGGGGUGGGGGUCUGUAGGGCAGAGCCUGGAGUCCUUCCUCCAGGGAACCCUUGAGCAAGUGCUGAGGCAGAAGACAAUGGCAUCGGGGGAGGGACUGGACAACCUGGGAUUGUCCCAAGUCUGAGAGGAGCUGGAGAUGGGACAGGAAAGUGGGUGGUGUGCUGGUGGUGGUAGAGCACGGGGGUCUGCCAGGCUGGGUGCUAGGUGGGCAUCCAGCCCCGAAGCAGCAUGGCGUACAGGGUCCCCAGGACGCAGGAGACUCCUGGCUGCUGAGGACAGAACACGUGGACACAUGGCGCCAAUAAAAUCUCUUUCUUUCUUG